AUGCAUAUUCCCAUGGAUACCAAGCCACCCUACACUCCUCCAGCUCCCCCUCCAGUUGCCCCUCUGUAUACACCUCAGACAACAUACUCGCCCCAACCGGCCCCUCAGUACAUGCCUGGGCAACCACAAUGGCCCCCACGACCACAGGAAACACCCCAACCUUCCUACACACCUCAGUCAAACCCCUACAGCUAUAACAGCCUCCGCCAAAGUGCACUUCUCCUCUCAGCCGUCCGAAAUGGCAAAAAAGAGGAAGCAAUCCGCCUCAUUAAUGAAGGCGCAGACCCAAAUUACCGCGACCACUCUUGGGGCCGCUCGCCCAUAUCCCAAGCAGCGGAAUACGGCCGUCCCCAAGUCCUGCAGCUCCUCCUACAGCACGGCGUGAGCCCAAACUCUCUAGAUAUUGCAGGUACAGAGCCAAAUCAGGAUAAUACUGGCCGUACACCCCUGACGUGGGGAGCUAUUCGCGGACGAAAAGAGAUAUGUCGGAUCCUACUAGAUGCAGGUGCCGAUCCCAUGAUUGCAGAGAAAGACGGACGAAACGCAUUGUCAUGGGCUGCCGAGCACGGACGUGGAGAUGUGGUGAAGCUCUUCCUUGAACGAGGCGUGCCGGUUGAUGUAGCGGAUAGGUUCCGGGGACAGACGCCUCUCUCGUGGGCGGCUAUGGAGGGCCAUACCUUUGUGGUUGUGUUGCUUCUUGAGCAUGGGGCGAAUCCCAAUUAUGUGGAUAAGAGUAGCCGGCAUGCGUUGUCUUGGGCUGCGCAACAUGGGAACGAUACUAUUGUGCAGAUUCUGCUGAGGCAGAAGGGGCUACAGGUUGACUUGCGGGGAGCUGCGGGGAAAACGGCUCUUGCGUGGGCUGCGAGUCAGGGGAAUAGGAAGGUUGUCAACAUGUUACUUGAGAAUGGUGCGGAUAUCAAUCUACCAGAUAAUCAGGGACGGACGCCUUUCUCGUGGGCCGCAGAGAAGGGCUUUAGGAGUAUCAUGGAUAUUUUGCUUGAGAAGGGAGCUAUAGUUGGUCAGAUGAGGGUUUAG
Messenger RNA from Penicillium longicatenatum, 1035 nucleotides. Its product is annotated as ankyrin repeat domain-containing protein. The coding region runs from base 1 to 1035 and encodes 344 amino acids. Lineage: Eukaryota; Fungi; Ascomycota; Eurotiomycetes; Eurotiales; Aspergillaceae. Gene Ontology annotation, cellular component: ciliary inversin compartment. Gene Ontology annotation, molecular function: protein binding. Gene Ontology annotation, biological process: protein localization to ciliary inversin compartment. The record is from RefSeq and is a predicted model, not a curated record. The transcript has a single exon.